AUGAGCAACAAGAUUUAAAAGUAGUACGAUAAUUUUGAGGCUUUUGAGCAUUACUCAAAAAGCCAGGUACAAUUAUUUGAUUAGAGUCUUUUUAGUAAUUUUUAAUUGCUUUUAGAAUGGAAGAAGCAUUAUUUGAAAUUGAUAAUGCUUUGAAUCUUGAUCCUAAAUUUGCAGAAGCCUACACCUUAAGAAGUUAAAUCUUUUAAAUUUAAAUUUAGGUGAAAUAUAUGAAAAAAUGAAUGUAUAUGAUAAAGCAUUGGAAAAUGUGAAUUUUAGCAUAUCUUUAAAAAAUAAUGACACCGAAAGUUAUUAUUAAAGAGGUAUAAAUUCAAUCUUAUAAUUUAAGCAACAAUUUAUUGGAGAAAAUAAUUAUUUGACCAAGCAUUAUAAGAUUGUAUGAAAUGUAUUGAGAUUAAUAAAGACUUUUCGAUGGGCUACUGCAGAAUGGGUAGUAAAAUUAUAAUAAGUUUUUAGGCACUAUUAUGAAAGAUUUGAAAUAAAAGAAUAAUGAACUUAAAUAUUACAAUUAAGCUAUAGAAAAGGAUGGAAAUUGUUUUUAAGCAUUUAUUUGUAGAGGUAACAUAAAAUUUAUAUUAUUAGGGCUUUAUUAUAUGGAUGAACAAAAGAUUGAUUAUGCGCUAAGUGAUUUCAAUUCAGCUAUUGAAAUCAAUCCUAAAUAUUGUUUGGCUUUUUAUAACAGAGGUUAAUUCUAAUAUACAAAUAUACAAGGAAAUUUAUUUACUGUUUGUGAUGAGAUAGAAAAUGCAUUAAAUGACUAUAAUCAAGCAAUCCAACUUGAUCCAAAAUUUGCAAUUGGCUAUUUUAGUAGAGGUGAAUACAAUAUCACUUAAUAUUAGGAAUUUUAUAUGAUGAUAUUGGUGAAAUAGAAAAAGCAUUAAAUGACUAUAAUUAAGCAAUCCAACUUGAUGUUAAUAAUGCGAAGGCCUAUCACAAUAGAGGUAAGAAUUAUCAUACUUAAUAUAUUAGGAAUAUUGUAUGAUAAUAUUGGUGAAAAGGAAAAAGCGUUAAAUGAUUUUAAUCAAGCAAUCCAACUUGAUCCAAAUGAUGGAACAAUCUAUUACAAUAGAGGUGAAAUCUAUAACACUAAUAUAUUAGGAAUUUUAUAUGCUGAUAUUGGUGAAAAAGAAAAAGCAUUAAAUGACUAUAAUUAAGCAAUCCAACUUGAUCCAAAUGAUGCCUUGGCCUAUACUAAUAGAGGUGAAUAUAAUGUCACUUAAUAGUUUAGGAAUUUUAUAUGCUCUAAUUGGUGAGAAAGACAAAGCAUUAAAUGACUAUAAUCAAGCAAUCCAAUAUGAUCCAAAUAAUUCAAUUGCCUAUUAUAAUAGAGGUAAAUAAUAUUACACUGAAUAUAUUAGCCAUAUAAUAUUAUAAUAUUGGUCAGAAAGACAAAGCAUUAAAUGACUAUAAUCAAGCAAUCCAAUAUGAUCCAAAUAAUUCAAUUGCCUAUUAUAAUAGAGGUAAAUAAUAUUACACUGAAUAUAUUAGCCAUAUAAUAUUAUAAUAUUGGUCAGAAAGACAAAGCUUUAAAUGACUAUAAUCAAGCAAUCCAAUUAGAUCCAUUUUUUUAUAAUGCCUAUAAUGGAAAAGGUGUUAUCUCCAUAUUAAAAUUUUAGGUGUUGCUUUAUAGAAUUUAAAAUAAUAUCAACAAGCAAUAAUCUGCUUUGAUCAAGCGAUUUCACUUGCUCCAAAUUAUGUUAAUGCUUACUUUAACAAAGGUUUUAUGUUAACUAUAUUUUAGCAAAUUCUUUAGAAAAAUUGAACCAAUACUCUUAAGCCAUUAAAACUUAUUAAAUAGCUUUGAUAUUAAACCAUCCUUCUUAAAAUUAUAUUAUUUAAACAAUCCAAUUGCUUAGAGCAUAAUUAUGA
Molecule: messenger RNA, 1887 nt
Organism: Paramecium pentaurelia
Lineage: Eukaryota; Ciliophora; Oligohymenophorea; Peniculida; Parameciidae
Source: the annotation of a GenBank genome assembly